ACAGCCUCGGGGCUACUGCCAGGUCCGCAAUUCUUCUCGCACCAGUCCCCAAGGAAACGAGCGGCUUAGUUGAAAGUACCAACCUGCGGCUUCCCAGAUGCUGCCCCGCUGGUGAGUUUUUUCCAGGCACUCCCGUUAAAUAAAGCUCCGGCAUAGCCCUCAAGGCACCCACGACAAAGCGUUCCUAAUUAUGGUUCGUCCUCUAGUGAACAUCGUUGAGAGAAAGAAGAUUGGUGGUCCCUUGUCAAAGGUUCUCGAGAGAGCUCCCACACGGCGCUUCAUGGACAUCAGUAGAUAAAUAACGACCUAUGCAUCGCCACCCCAAUCCUGCCCUCGGCGAACACAAAGAUAGCAUCCACAGCGAUAACCGGGAGUUGGCGAGCUUUCUCUAUAAGCCUACUAAAUGGGACUAUCAAAUCACCGA
Tuber aestivum (summer truffle) is the source of this 424-nucleotide messenger RNA. NCBI's taxonomy places the organism in Eukaryota, Fungi, Ascomycota, Pezizomycetes, Pezizales, Tuberaceae. The record is from the annotation of a GenBank genome assembly.